Messenger RNA from Daucus carota subsp. sativus, 6386 nucleotides. RefSeq lists its product as uncharacterized. The transcript has 2 exons. Lineage: Eukaryota; Viridiplantae; Streptophyta; Magnoliopsida; Apiales; Apiaceae. Bases 130 to 1491 code for a protein of 453 amino acids. The record is from RefSeq and is a predicted model, not a curated record.
AGUGCGGGUAAAGCAGCGGGAGAGUACGAAAGGUUUCCACUACAUCAGCAAGUGCGGGGGUAACGCAGCGGGAGACUACCGACGGUUUCCACUUGCCACGGCGGCUGCAAUUCCAGGUAUAUUGGUAUCAUGGACCUCCUUUCAGACCGUAGUUGGAUGGCACGACGAAAGUCAAAUACUCAGAUAGGUGCUACGGCUGAAUUUAGAGCCGGUUGCCUAGCAUUUUUAGAAUAUGCAUACAGUCACCCAGAAUGUGUGAAUGAUACCAAACAGAUACGGUGUCCAUGUUUGAAAUGCAAAAAUUCUAAAUAUUUGGAUAGAGGCAUGGUAAACUAUCAUUUACUAGUUUCUGGUUUUAUGAGAAAUUAUGAAGAAUGCUGGUGGGCACAUGGGCAGAGAAGAGAUGGUAGCUCUAUAGUACAUACUCCAAGUAGUGGUAGUACUCAUCGUAUGAAUGAAAUGGUUCAUGAUCUUGCUGGACCAGAUUUUGAUUGGGAACAAGCUAGAGAGCAACCUAUGAAUUCUGAUGCCAAAGAAUUUUUUAAGUUGUUAGAGGAGGGAAGCGAGCCACUGUGGCAUGGUUGCACCAAACACACUAAAUUGUCUGCAGUGGCAACAUUACUUAACAUCAAAGCUGAUCACAACAUGAGCCAUGAAUGUUUUGAGUCUCUUUUAAAGGCCAUCAAAAGUAUGUUGCCAGAAGUUGAGAAAUUACCUGAUAACUAUUACUAUUGUAAGAAAAUGGUGAAGAAAUUGGGUCUUGGAUACCAAAAGAUUGACGCGUGUCCCAAUGAUUGCAUGCUGUUUUAUAAGGAAAAUGAAAAUAUGACAAAAUGUAUGGUUUGCGGUCAUGAUCGGUUCAAACCUAAAAAAGAUGGUGUAACUUCAAAAAAAUCUUCUAUACCGUUCAAGAUUCUAAGAUAUUUUCCAAUAACAGAUCGGUUAAAAAGGUUGUACAUGUCUUCGAGAACAGCUGAACAUAUGAGGUGGCAUGCGAGAUCUCCAUCUAAAGAUGGAGAACUUAAUCAUCCUGUAGAUGGCCAGGCUUGGAAAGAUUUCGACAAAGCACAUCCACGAUUUGCUUCAGAAACUAGAAAUGUGAGGCUUGGGUUGUCCACUGAUGGUUUCAACCCGUUUGGCCACUCAGCUGUUCCAUACUCUUGUUGGCCCGUGAUUGUUACUCCGUAUAACCUGCCUCCUUGGAUGUGUAUGAAACAACCAUAUUUGUUUCUUUCGCUCAUGAUUCCCGGCCCUAAUAGUCCUGGAAAAAAUUUGGAUGUUUACAUGAGGCCGCUUAUAGAUGAGCUAAAGGUACUAUGGAGUGAUGGAGUACAAACUUGGGAUGUCUCAACAAAAUCUAAUUUCAACCUUAAGGUAGCUCUUAUGUGGACUAUAAGCGACUUCCCAGCUUAUGGUAUGUUAUCUGGUUGGAGCACACAUGGAAAGUUGGCAUGUCUAUUAUUUCAAAAGCUAUUCCAAAAGCAAACUUAAAAACAUGUAAACAUCUAAAAUGAUUCCAUUUAUGUAUACUUGGAUGAAUUCACAACUUACAUGUAUCAUAUCAAGAAUACUAACUAGUUGAAGUUAUAGAAAAUUAAGGGACUAUUUCAAAAAUAUCCAAAACUUCUCAAUUUUAAUGUACAACUAAUUUAGUAUAAUUUUAGGAGAAUAUCAAAACUAGCAUCACUCAAACAUAUAAAUUUAGUAUAGUACCAUAAAAUGAAAAGAAUGGUGAAGGGAGGCUUACCUUAAAAUCUUAUGAUUUGAUGAUCAAUUCAUUUGAGUUCAAGAUUCCUUACUUCAAGAAUGUCGUCUUUGAAAGACCACUAAUUCGGAAGAACAACAAACUUCUCGUAGCAAGAACAAUCUUCAUCGAUCCUCUUAAAAUAUCAAGUACAAGAAUUUGUGAACAAAGCAGGAGAGUAGUCUUACAAACAAAAUUGAAGAGGGAGCCGUACAACAUAUAACAAAAUGAAAAAGCAUAUCGUGCUGAUAACGUGUUAUGUAAUAAUAUAUGUAGAAAGAAAGUUGAGAGAGCUAGACAAGAGAAAAGAAGUAGACAUGAUUGUAUUAUUCAUCUCAUCACAUUGCAAGCUCAACAAGUGGCUUUUAUAGGUCCUUGGUAGAUAAGUUACAAGACAAGUGAAAAGUCAAAAGUCACAUACAUUAUUGAUAGGUCAAUCCAAGAGCCAAAAGUCAUGAGGUCAAUCCAAGAGAUAAAAGUCAUCCACCUUUAUAUUUCAUAACAAUUUUUUAAUUUUUGAUGAAAAUCCUCAUUUCACAUUCAUUCGGGGCUAGAGUGCGGGCAUCAAACGAACACCAUUUGGUCUGUGAACAAGGUUCGAGGUCGGGAACAUAAUGGCACUGCUGAAGCGACCCGACGGCCUAGUUUGUGACAACAGACAAGUUUAUUACUCUCUCCGUCUCAAUUUAUAGGUUCAUUUUGGAAUAAACACACAUAUUAAGAAAAAAGUUGGUUAGAUAGAAUCUUAUCUCAUGUAUCAUUAAUUAGUGCAUUGAUAAGUGAGAAUAUAGUUGAGUUUCAAAAAAAUUACAAUAUAUAUAGGGAUUUAGUGCAUUGAGAAAUGAAAAUAAUGUUGAGUUUCAAAAAAGUCACAAUUAAUAUGUAGAUAAAUUUGUAUUGAAAGAAGAGAGGGACAAGUGUUUUGGGACAAUUUUUUUAUCCAAAAUGGACCUAUAAAUUGAGACGGAGGGAGUAUCCGUUAAAAUCUUAGAUUAGAUUGAAAUGUGCAAUAAGAUUACUUUGAAUCACAACAAAUUACUGCUAACAAGAUGACGCGACUUGUUACUAAUUUGUGAGAACAUGUUCAGGUGCAAUAUGAUUACGUAAAAGUUAACGUAGUUACUUGUUGACUUGCGAUUUGACAUUUGUGAUGCCGAAACCAACUUUUACACGUACAUACAUACAUGCAUUUGUAAAGUGUUACCGCGUUGUAUAUAUACAUGCAUUUCAUUAUUAUAGUACUAAGUAUACACCAUGAGUCACACAUGUUUAUACUUUUCUGCGCUGAUCUCACAUAUAUAUGCUCUGAAGAGAAUAUUGAUUUUAAAAAGAAAAUGAAAAUGAAACUUGAGGAAAUAUAUUAGCAAAGCAAAAGGAGUGCACAAUUAUUUUCAAGUUGAAGGUAAUUUGAACUCAUAUUAUAUAAUUUAAUAUUGCAAUUUGCAUAUGCCGACAUGUGUAGAAUUGUCUCGUACCCUACUUUAAAAUCAUUUUAGUUUACAUUUCGACUUCAUAAUGAUGGUUGUUAAGCUCAAUGCUCAACUUUUUCAAAAGCUUCGUGAUAGAUAAAACCUACUCAAGCUCUAAACUUUCCCAGAAACAACCUUCUGCCCUUAAUAGGAGCCACAUAUUGAGGAUUAGAUUUCUGUUAAAUGCCCUUUAAUUAUUAACCCUAUUUUAAUACUGAGAGUAACUUGGCAUUGCUUUUAUUAAAGUCUUCCACAACCAUUAGGGUAAUUAUGUGACGAUUUCCAUUGAUUACUAUACUCUCAUUAUUUGUUAUAGACAUGAGUUAAUCAACAUUAGUCUGCAGUAAAAAGCACUACACUAAUUUCUUGUGGAAAUAAUGACAACAUGAGCAAUAAUUGAGUUAAUUAUGCAAAUUGUUUAUUAUUAAAAAUAUAUUAUAAUAUAGUUCACAUACUUGACUAAAAAAACACAAUAUUUCACUUUUUGAUUUAAUUUUUCUGACCUCUUAAUAUUAGCAUUGUAAGUAACCGUUUUUGUAUCAAAUGUAAUUCAAUUUAUCUUAUAAAAAUAAGAAUAAUUAUAAAUCAAAUGAUCCUUAAAUUUACAAAAAGAGAAAGAAAAGGAUAGGCUGAUAUAAGUUGACCAAUGUAGUGGAGGUGAGGUCUCAUUUGAAGAAUCUUGCUGUAGUUGGUUAUCUAUUUGGUGCAUGGUUGGUAUUAUCAGGUAAUCUCACUUGUCCAAUUGUGUUUUCAGAAAUCUCAAUAAUGCAAAAGCCUGUAUAUAUAGCUCAGUGAUCUCCACUUAGAAAUCAUAGAAAUACACUGUUAUAAAUGGAUACUUACGCUGCUAUGAAGACCCGCGUAUACAUGUUAAAAUGAUUAUAGGGAGCCAUAAUUGAGUUGAAUAUACCACUAUACAAGACAUCACAUGUGGAAUAUGACCCCCCAAUUCUAGAGGAUGGAACUGUUGUUUACACAUGUAUAUUUCUAUUGCAUGGUGUACCUAUUUUGUGGGAAGAUAUUAUGACUUGGCUAGUACUUGUGUCUUGUUGUUCCCUUGCAAGUUAUUUUUUUUAUUUUUAUCUUAUAAUUUUAUUUACAAUUUUGUUGGUUUUAUUUUUAUUUAUCAUAAAACAAUGCAAUUCCUUAAUUUUUAAGUAGUUAAAUUAUGCAAUAUUCACUUUGUUGUCUUUAAUUUAUUUUUUCUUGCUUAUUAUUUAUUACCUCAAUAGUUAGGUGGGAGGUAGCUAUCUAUGCAGGAGACUUUCUGCUAUAUUUGCUCACAUUUAUACAGGUAUAUAUGGAGGGCAAAAGGAGAGUUCCAGGAUUGAGUCAAAAAGUUUGUUGUUUAAGGAAACCCUAUGUGUGCCUAUAUAAAUCGAACUAUAAUUGAAUUCUAGGCCUAGCCACGAAGUCAAACCUUUACUGCAUAUGUUACCGUAGUCUGACCAUUACUCCUUCUAUCAAUUUUUACACGUAAUUUUGAUAUCUAAAAAAAUAUAUUUAUAUAUAUUCUUUUUCAAAUUUUUUAUUUUUAAAUAAAAUUUUAACAUCUAUAUUUUUAUUUAAAAAAAUAAAAUUUUAAAAAUAUUAUGUAGAAACAUGUUAUUUUUACAUCUUAACUUAUUGUAUAAAAAUUCAAAGCGGUCCUUAUUUUAGGACAGAGGGAGUAUAGUAUAUACUUACAUUUGUCAUGUGAUUUGUUUUUUAACGAGGUAUAAACAAAUGAUUUGAAAAGUUCAUUAAUUAGUAUAUGUAAAUAAAAUAGUUUAUAAUUUUAUAUAUCUUAAUAUUGGGGUGAAUGAGAUAUCUAUAUUCCAAUUAAAAACUAUUUUUUAAUAACGUUAUUGGAUGCUUGAAUGAUAUAUCAGAUAUUCAUCUUUUUCAAUUUAUUCGAACAAAUGCUCAAUUAAAUUAUACAAUGCAAUGUAUAUAUAUAUGAUCGAGUACUUUCUUUCAAUAAUGAUUGAAAGUGGGUUGAUGUGUUGGUUUUGUUCAGCUUGAUUCAUUUAGUGAUAUAGUCAUUAUCAUCUAAUCGCAUUAUAUAUUAGUUUUGGAUACUUUUGAUAUUAAUCAAUAUGUAAAAUAUUAAUAUACAUCAUACCAACAUGAACACUCUUAUAUAAAAGAGUUUACUUCUUCCGUUUUUCUAGCUAGGUUAGUUUAUGUUUUGCACGCAUUACACCUUUAUAAAGCAUAGUUCCACAAUUUUUUUAUAAUUUUUUUUAAUAAAAGUUUAAAUAUCAAACUUUUAUUGAGGGAAAAAAAUUUAAAAAUAUGUUAUGGAAAGUCUUAAAGACGUGUCAAAAAGUAACGUAAAGAUAUGAGCGGGACAGAGGGAGUAAUAUGAAAUAAUAAUUUUAAAAAAUUCUCUUAAAACAGCAAAAAUAAAAUGAAAAUUUAUAGGUAUACUUUGACACUGACAAAUAAUAAAAAUAAUAUUUAUAUUUGAAUAAUUCGUCUACCAAUUUUACCCUAACUUCACUUACAUAUUAACUGUUUUAUUGCACGUUUCUCAGAUGUCUUUGAUCGUACAAAGUUGUCCUAAUCACAAGUAUAACCUAUAAACGUCCAUUUUUUUAUAUUACUAGAAAAGUAGGUAUUUUCUUAAACAAUAUAUUCAGAAGGCACAUUUUCUUUAAAUAUCUAGAAAAAUUAAAAACCUAAAUUUUACAAACGAUAAUUCUAUGGCUUUUAUUUGCCAGAUUGUACAUUUGGAAUUUAGGUUGACAAGUGGCGAGAUCAGCAAGUUUGAACCCGUGAAAUCCACGAAAGUGUAGCAAGGAAUCAAAUCUCUAUAUCAAGUAUCAACAGCUAAUCUAUACCCUAGAGUCAAAUGCUAAAUAGUCACAUGGCAUUGACCCUUGUGCAACUAUUGAAUGUGCCCAUCUUCCUACAAAGAUAUAUACUACUCCCUCCGUUUCAAAUUAGAUGUCCACUUAAAAAAAUUCACAUAGUUUAAGAAAAGUGGAUGUUAACAAAUCAAUUGCAUUAAAUGAUUAAAAUAUGUGGUGUGAGAUUGAUCUAGGAAAUAUAAAUAAGAGAUAUGUGGAGUAGAAUUGACUUUGGAAAUAUGAUUUUGCAUUGAAAGUUGAAGUGGACAAGUAAUUUGAAACAAAAAAUUUUCUUGAAAGUGGACAUGUAAAUUGAAACGGAGGGAGUACCUGCUUAUC